This is a messenger RNA of Drosophila subpulchrella, 779 nucleotides long. RefSeq lists its product as uncharacterized. The transcript is spliced from 4 exons. Bases 319 to 735 code for a protein of 138 amino acids. NCBI's taxonomy places the organism in Eukaryota, Metazoa, Arthropoda, Insecta, Diptera, Drosophilidae. The record is from RefSeq and is a predicted model, not a curated record.
CUAAAUGGACAUACAUCAUAUUAUACAAUUUUUAAUGUUUUGAAUGCGGAACACAAAUCUUGUAAAAAAUGGAAAUCAAAAUAACUUGGACUUACAAUUCAAAAAAGUCUGAAUAUUAAACUAAAUUUUAAUGUAAUUAUAUUAUAAGGCUUUAGAAUAGCAAUCCAGCACUCUUCUGGCCUUUCUGCAAAGGAGUAAUUUGAUAAACUGAACAGCACCUAUAACUAUGCAUACAGGAGUCGCUAUCGCAGAUCCAUCAAAUGUCUUUACACUCCCAGUCACAUUUGCGAAUAGAUUUACAUAUUGAAAAAUAUUGAAAUGUGCCUACAGAAAAACCAAAGGCUUUUCUGCAUUCUAUUGGCAUUACUGACGAUAAUUUGGGGAUUUACGGAGAUCAUAUACGGUUCCUACCUUUUAGCUGUGGAAGGUAUGAAUAAUUGGUUGUUGGCGGCAGUCGUGGCCUGGACUCCCAUUCUAAUUGCCUCGAUUUUUUUGAUUCUAGGCGCAUUAAAAAAAAUUCCUCGUUUCCUUCUGGUCUGGAUAAUAGUUUCAUUGGUAUGCGGAAUAGCUCUGAUUAUUAUAAAGACGGGAUUAUUGAUAUAUUUGCAUGAUAGUCCUAUAAUUAACGAUAUUGUGACAGCCAUUUUGAAUAUCAUCUUUUUAUUGCUGGUCUUUGUUUGGGCAUUCUACCCCUAUGCAUACAUGCGAGACAUGAAGAAACCACUAUUGGAAUAAAAAAAAUUGUAUUAUAUUGAUCUGCAAGAGGUUUCUUUUUUGGC